GACAUCGUUGCCGUUCCCUAAGGUUUCCGCAUAGAAACGGCGUCGUUCCUUUUCAUAUAGAAUGACAUUUUCUGUCGAGCUCUUUUCGAUCUGGGAAAUGAGAAGAACAGCAAAAUGGAUAGACAUAUCCAGAUCUUCUUGAACAAGAUCUCCUUCGUUUGCUUCACCAUUGCAACGCUGAUCCUCCUCCUCCUCUACCUCCGAACCCCCGACACCUGCGUAUACAUCACCGACGGCCGCCUCAAGCCCGACCAGCGCUUCCCCAGAUCCACCUGCGAUUUUCACUCACGCGCAUACACCUCCGUCGAUAAACGCAACCGACGCAUAUGGGCCACCAAGGCCUGGACCCAAAUCGUGCGAUCCUACACGGAUCUCUUCCAGCUCCUCCAGAACAAGCAUCUGUUCUCCGUCAAUUCCCGUGCCCUGGUGGUUUCCGCCGGCGGGGGCCACGCCGUGAUGGCGUUGAAGGAUCUAGGGUUGAGCGAUGUCACCGGAAUCGAGGUUGUUGACUCGCCGCCCCUGGUGAGCAAGGCGGAUCCUCACAAUUUGCCGUUUUUCGACGAUGCGUUUGAUUUCGGGUUCAGCCCGUAUUUGGACCGGGCCCUGUUCCCGGCCCGAUACGUGGAGGAGAUGGAGAGGGUAGUACGAGGUGGCGGCGCGUGUGUGGUGGCCGUGGAGGAGUGCGGGGAUGCGGAAAUGGAAGCGGUGGUGAAGUUGUUCAGAAAAUCGAAGUUCUUGGGGGCCAUGAAUGUGAGCUUGGGUGAGGAAAGGAAGACCAGGAUAGUGCUGAGAGUUAAAAAUGGAUAAAUUUUUGGGGGUUGUAUAUGGUUGUUUGUAAUUAAUAAAUACUAUGAACAGGUUUCAUUGAAUUUGAGCAUUUCGUUUGCAUCAAUCUUGUUGUUUUUAAGUGUGAAUUUACACAAUUUUACUGCAAUUAUUCAAAUCCUUGUACUGUUUUUGAAUACCAUUAUGAUUGAUUGA
Molecule: messenger RNA, 981 nt
Organism: Ipomoea triloba (trilobed morning glory)
Lineage: Eukaryota; Viridiplantae; Streptophyta; Magnoliopsida; Solanales; Convolvulaceae
Exons: 1
Coding region: 115-807 (230 amino acids)
Molecular function (GO): S-adenosylmethionine-dependent methyltransferase activity
Source: RefSeq, a predicted model, not a curated record